GUGUGACGAGAGAUAGAAAGAUUGAGAAUGACCACACGUUACCUGCUCCUCUCUGUCCUCAACUGACACUGGACCACACCCCCACUGCCACAGUGAGAGGUAGAAAAGGGGAGUGUGACUGAGUGUGUGUGUGUGUGUGUGUGUGGGCAUUGGUAUGGGUAUGGGCAUGGGCAUGGGUAUGGGUGUGAUGGCAGUAAGGUGUACAACUUGGAACAGUUCUCUGGCUCGAUCUCUAGCCAUGUUGGAAGGACCAGGCCAGGUAAGAGCCUGCCACAGUGGAAGCAUGCCUGUUGCCAAAGAGACACUAUUUCCAGCAAGCAGCUCCACUGUCAAGCCCUUCAAUGAGAUUCCUGGAAUGUGGAAGAACAGUGUAGGGAAUCUCUACACCUUCUGGAAACUGGAUGGAUUCAAGAACAUCCAUCACAUAAUGGUGCAUAACUUCAACACAUUUGGGCCCAUUUACAGGGAGAAAAUCGGGUACUAUGAAAGUGUUAAUAUUAUCAACCCUGAGGAUGCUGCUAUCUUAUUCAAAGCAGAAGGUCACUACCCUAAAAGGCUCAGAGUGGAACCUUGGACCUCCUAUAGAGAUUUUAGAAACCGCAAAUAUGGUGUUCUUCUGAAAGAUGGAGAGGACUGGCGAUCCAACAGAGUCAUUCUGAACCGGGAGGUAAUCUCGCCAAAGGUGCAGGGGAACUUUGUGCCAUUGCUGGAUGAGGUUGGCCAGGACUUUGUUGCUCGAGUUUAUAAAAAGAUUCAAAGAAGUGGACAGAACAAAUGGACCACAGAUCUGUCCCAUGAACUCUUCAAGUAUGCACUAGAAUCUGUGAGUGCAGUAUUAUAUGGUGAACGUCUGGGGCUGCUGUUGGACUACAUUGAUCCAGAGGCUCAGCAUUUUAUUGACUGCAUCACUCUCAUGUUUAAGACCACCUGUCCCAUGCUGUACAUCCCCCCUUCCAUGUUACGGCGGCUUGGAGCCAAAGUUUGGAAAGAUCAUGUGGAAGCAUGGGAUGGUAUUUUCAACCAGGCGGACCACUGUAUUCAGAACAUCUACAGACAGCUGAGGAAGGAAUCUGGAGAACAGAACAAAUAUCCCGGGGUGCUGGCCAGCCUUCUCAUGCUUGACCGACUGUCCAUUGAGGAAAUCAAGGCUAGUGUGACUGAGCUGAUGGCUGGAGGGGUGGACACGACAUCUAUCACCCUCCUCUGGACUCUCUACGAAUUGGCACGGCACCCCGACCUCCAAGAGGAGCUGAGGGCAGAGAUCAUUGCCGCUCGCGCUGCCUCACAGGGAGACACAGUGCAGAUGCUCAAAAUGGUGCCACUGCUCAAAGGUGCUCUAAAAGAGACACUCAGGCUACACCCUGUAGCAGUAAGCCUGCAAAGAUACCUCACUCAAGAUGUUGUGAUCCAAAAUUACCAUAUUCCAUCUGGGACAUUAGUGCAGCUGGGACUGUAUGCCAUGGGCAGGGACUAUCGCAUCUUCUCCAAACCAGAGCAGUACCUGCCUUCUCGCUGGCUGAGGAAUGAGAGUCACUACUUCAGGAGUUUGGGCUUUGGAUUUGGGCCUCGUCAAUGCCUUGGGCGCAGAAUUGCAGAGACAGAGAUGCAGCUCUUCCUCAUCCAUAUGUUGGAGAAUUUCAAGAUUGAGAAGCAGAGACAGCUAGAAGUGAGGAGCACGUUUGAGCUUAUACUUGUCCCUGAGAAACCCAUUCUGUUAACUAUAAAGCCUCUACACAGCAGUAAAUGACAAACUCCUUCCAAAAGCUUUCACAUGAACUGUGGUCAAGGUUGUGUACUGACCAGUGGCACGUAAUGCAAGGUUGAUGCACGAGCAAAUCCAUGAGUGUAUUCACUGAGUCUGGUCAACAUGUCCUGCUUUUCUUUCCCCCACUGCCUGGCAUUCUCCUCCAGCUACAAAACAACACAACACAACACUGACUCAGCUCUCUGAAGAUGGAAUUUUUUACAUUUGCGUAUUCAUUAAAGUGAUCUACUCUUUAGAGAAACACACCUGUUUGCCCAAAACACGGAUGCAUGCCUCUGCUCUCUCUAGCUGUUCUAACAGUCUGAGCUUCUCACUGUCUGCAAAAGGCUGAUGGAUUUGAAUAGAAGAACACAUACAACAUAUUCCCUUAUUAAUGGACUUAGGGGGUUAACCCUUAUUUUCUGAGAGUUCUUGAGGUAUUUUGCAGUAAUGGCAUGAUGUAUUUUAACGAUAUAAAUUAAUCUCAGUUGCCCAAGACAUCUGUCAGACACUGUAGUAAUGAAAAUGUUUUACUGAGAGUCCAGUUAUUUUUACUUCAUGGAUUUGACUAACUGCUUUGCCUGUGUAAUGAUAGACGAUUUGUGACACUGUAUUCUUGUACUCUUGUAAUCUUUGUAUAGCCUAAUUUUAAAGGAGUAUAAUCAACUGACCAUAUCUACUAUAUUUAGAUUUUGACAUUAGCACUAACUAAUCUGAAUGUACAAUCUGAACAAUGUUCCUUGACUUCAGUAUAUAUGUCUGUGUACUUUAUUUAUUAAAUCAUUUUGGGCCAAA
Molecule: messenger RNA, 2539 nt
Organism: Ictalurus punctatus (channel catfish)
Lineage: Eukaryota; Metazoa; Chordata; Actinopteri; Siluriformes; Ictaluridae
Gene: cyp11a
Product: cytochrome P450 cholesterol side chain cleavage
Biological process (GO): glucocorticoid biosynthetic process; cortisol metabolic process; C21-steroid hormone biosynthetic process
Cellular component (GO): mitochondrial inner membrane
Molecular function (GO): oxidoreductase activity, acting on paired donors, with incorporation or reduction of molecular oxygen; iron ion binding; heme binding
Source: RefSeq, marked provisional